Molecule: messenger RNA, 951 nt
Organism: Candida tropicalis MYA-3404
Lineage: Eukaryota; Fungi; Ascomycota; Pichiomycetes; Serinales; Debaryomycetaceae
Gene: BUB2
Product: Bub2p
Exons: 1
Coding region: 1-951 (316 amino acids)
Biological process (GO): activation of GTPase activity; negative regulation of septation initiation signaling
Cellular component (GO): mitotic spindle pole body
Molecular function (GO): GTPase activator activity
Source: RefSeq, a predicted model, not a curated record
AUGGAUAAAGACGUUAUUGUGAAAGGGAGACGAAAAGAUUCAAUAGAACAAUUCAUUGGAAGUCCUCAAUUAUUAUUAGAACAUGGUUUAUCACAACUUCGAUAUAUGAUAUUAGUUGAAGGGUUAUCUAUUCCAGAAGGAUAUGAUCAAUGUCCUUAUCGUACAUAUGUAUGGUGUAUUUUAUCUCGAGUACCACCAUUUUCAACAGAGAAUUAUCUACAAUUGUUAGCAAAAUCACAAGAAAUGUUACCUGAAUCACUUUCCACAAAAAUUAAAAAUGACACAUUUCGUACUUUAAUGAAUGAUAAAAAAUUCCAUCUGAAAGUUGAUGAAGAAUCUUUAAUUCGAAUACUUUCGUGUAUUGGAAUAACUACAAAAGUUGGAUAUGUUCAAGGGUUAAAUGUUUUAUUAGCUCCUAUUGCUUACGUAUGUUAUAAAAGUGAACCACAAGCAUUUGCAAUUCUUCGAAAUUUAAUAACAACUCAUAUCCCCCUAUAUAUUACUCCAAAUAUGGAAGGUGUACACACUGGUUUACAUUUAGUUGAUACUGUUUUGAAAAUCAUUGACCCUAUAUUAAGUGAUUAUCUUGAUUCUAAAUUUUUGAAAGCAGAAAUUUAUGCAUUACCUUCUAUAUUGACAUUAUGUGCUUGUACUCCACCAUUAAAGUCUGUUCUUAAAUUAUGGGAUUUUUUAUUUGCAUAUGGUCCUCAUAUGAAUGUCUUAUUUGUUGUUGCUCAAUUGAUAAUCAAUAGAUCUACAAUCUUAGAAAGUGAUCAACCAAUGAAGAUUUUACGUACUUGGCCAAAUUUAGAAGAAAGUGAAAUUAUCAAAUUAAGCUUGAGUUUUAUUCCUGAAUUACCUAAAACUUUAUAUGAUUUAAUUGCAAGACAUGGCUAUGAUAAACGAGUCCCUGGUGAAUUAGCUAGAUUCCUUGCCACUAAUAAGAUGUGA